Messenger RNA from Helianthus annuus (common sunflower), 1477 nucleotides. RefSeq names its product leucine-rich repeat extensin-like protein 6. The record is from RefSeq and is a predicted model, not a curated record. The transcript has a single exon. Gene Ontology annotation, molecular function: protein binding. Lineage: Eukaryota; Viridiplantae; Streptophyta; Magnoliopsida; Asterales; Asteraceae. The coding region runs from base 24 to 1181 and encodes 385 amino acids.
UUGCACCAAACCAAAACUCAAAAAUGGCCAUUCUACUCUCACACCACAAAUUUGCCAUUCUUAUUGUUCUUCUAUCUUUCUUCACAACCCUCUCUCAUCAAGCAACAACUCCCCCUAACCCAAGACUCCUAAAUGCUUUUUAUGCCCUUCAAGCAUGGAAACACUCAAUAACCUCGGACCCUCGCGGCUUCACUUCCGAUUGGUACGGCUAUAAUGUUUGUAACUACACCGGCGUGUUUUGCGCCCCUUCUCAAGACGAUCCACAUCUCACCACAGUCGCUGGCGUGGAUCUUAACCACGCAAACAUAUCAGGCUCUCUGCCAGAAGACUUAGGAUUGCUCACUGACUUAGCACUGUUCCACAUAAAUACCAACAGGUUUUGUGGAACAGUGCCAAAGUCUUUUAAAAAACUAAGUCUUCUGUACGAGCUUGAUAUUAGUAACAACCGCUUUUCGGGUGACUUCCCGUCAGUGGUCCUUUCACUUCCUUCUCUCAAAUUUCUUGAUAUCCGGUUUAACCAAUUCAAAGGCGAGGUCCCUUCGGACUUGUACAACCUUAAACUCGACGCCAUUUUCAUCAACAACAACUUAUUCGAAACUAGUUUCCCUAAAAACCUAGGGAACUCUCCUGUUUCGGUUAUAGUCUUCGCUAACAACGCUAUCAAAGGUUGCUUGCCAUCAAGUAUAAAGAAAAUGAGUGAAACUUUAGAAGAACUUAUGCUAGUGAAUGUGAGUUUAAGUGGUUGUUUAACACCGGAUAUCGGAUCGUUAAGGAAGUUGAGAGUUCUUGAUGUGAGUCAAAACUCACUUGUCGGAAUGUUGCCCGAAAGUAUAGGAAAUAUGAAGAGCUUAGAGCAGUUAAAUGUGGCUCACAACAAAUUUUCGGGCGACAUUCCGACAAGUAUAUGCUCGUUACCGAGGUUAGAAAAUUUUACCUACUCGGAUAACUACUUUUUCGGGGAGCCGAAAAUUUGUCUUAAAUUGGCGGAUAAAGAUGACAGAAAAAACUGUAUUCCGAAUAGACCGUUGCAACGUAAGGUAGAGGAGUGCAAAGCCUUUUAUAAUCGACCGGUGAACUGUCGCGGCUGCGGCGCGCCUCCGCCACCGCCGCCACCACCACCUACUAAGCAUUGGUUGCCACCGUAUGACCACCACACAUACACGCCACCAUUGAAAAAUUGAGUGCAAAGUUUAGAAAAAAAAAAAAAAAAGAACGUCACAUUCCUUUUGAAUAUAUUAUUCAAAACGUAUAGGGUGAAUAAGAAUAUUGGAAUUAAUUUCGUGUGAGAUAUGUUGACGUUGAUAUGUUAACUUUCUUAAUUGUUUUCGCUUUUUAAUUAAAGUUUUUUUGUGUAGUUUAAUAUUUUGUUUUCGCUUUUUAAUUAAAGUUUUUUGUGUAGUUUAAUAUUGACGGUGAUUAUUUUAGUUUUGUUGUGUAUAUUUAAAGUAUUUUGUUAUAUCAAAAGUUUGAAAUGGCA